Messenger RNA from Nyctereutes procyonoides (raccoon dog), 955 nucleotides. RefSeq names its product HIG1 domain family member 2A-like. The coding region runs from base 337 to 657 and encodes 106 amino acids. The record is from RefSeq and is a predicted model, not a curated record. The transcript has a single exon. Gene Ontology annotation, biological process: mitochondrial respirasome assembly. NCBI's taxonomy places the organism in Eukaryota, Metazoa, Chordata, Mammalia, Carnivora, Canidae. Gene Ontology annotation, cellular component: mitochondrion.
AUUUCUUCCAAAUACGUAUUAACUUUAUAUUUGAAGAGAUAUUAAUCUAAAUUUACAAAGAAGAGAGUUAAGCAGGUCAACCCUCUAAAUUUCCAUCAGGGUGGCUUCAAGCACAAGGUAGAGUAAUAAGGAAAUACUGGAGACAAACAAUGAGAGAGCUCUUCUCCCUCAUUUCUAAAGAUAUGUAAAAACUCUGGUCUUCAUUUUUUUUUUCUGGUCUUUAUUUUCAAUAAAAAAUAUCCACAAAAGUAAACAUGAAAACAACCAGUUACUAGAAUAUAUUUUGACUUCAAGACUAGAAAGUAGGGUGUUUCUCCCAAAGCUGUGGCCCAGGACAUGGCGGCUCCUGGCCCUGUGACUCCGGGGGCACCCUUUGAACCAUCACAGCCCCCAGUAAUUGAGGGCUUUAGCCCCAGUAUCUACAGCACUCCAGAAAGCUUCAAGGAAAAAUUCCUUCGGAAGACCCGCGAGGACCCAAUGGUACCCAUAGGCUGCCUGGGCAAGGCGGCCGCCCUAACCUACGGCCUCUACUGCUUCUACCGGGGUCAGAGCCACUGCUCGCAGCUUAUGAUGCGCACCCGGAUCACUGCCCAGGGCUUCACGGUCGCAGCCAUCUUGCUGGGUCAGGCUGCAUCUGCGAUGAAGUCUCGAUCCUGAAAUCCUGGCCUUGAAAGUCACGCAGAGAUCACCCCCAGCCCCAAGAACAGCCACCAGUCCUGCCACCUGACUUAUUCCCUGGUCUCCCCUGACAAGCCCCUGUUUCAGCGGGGGAGGAAGUGGCCAAUUCUGUAACUGACAGGUUUUUCCAGGAAUCUCAGAUUCGGUUGAGUUUGGGUGUCGCAUACUGUAUUUGUGCCCCCACUUUCUCCAUUUACUACUUAAUAAACUGAUCCACUUGUAAAAAAAAAAAAAAAAGACUAGAAAACAUUUAACCAAACUGCAUAUUGAAACUAUA